This is a messenger RNA of Myotis brandtii (Brandt's bat), 1422 nucleotides long. It is a transcript of the gene AGPAT2, whose product is annotated as 1-acylglycerol-3-phosphate O-acyltransferase 2. Lineage: Eukaryota; Metazoa; Chordata; Mammalia; Chiroptera; Vespertilionidae. Gene Ontology annotation, cellular component: membrane; endoplasmic reticulum. The record is from RefSeq and is a predicted model, not a curated record. Gene Ontology annotation, biological process: phosphatidic acid biosynthetic process. Gene Ontology annotation, molecular function: 1-acylglycerol-3-phosphate O-acyltransferase activity.
UGUCACCUCCCCGGCAUGUCACGGCCCCUGGAGGGUGUGGGGCUCGGGCCCUGCAGCCCCCUUCCAGCGGGGUCCCCGCUUGCUGAGCGGGCAGGGGUGUGGGCCGAGGGCUGGGCGGCCCCUGAAAUGCAGACGGGGAAACAGAGGCCCCCCUUCUCUGGGCAUCUGCCCCCCGCGGCCUGGCUCCCUCCUGUCUGGUCACGAUGGCGGGAGGCAGGGCAGCCUCCACGGUCCCCUGGAGGGAAAGGCCGCAGGGCCCUGGAGCCAGCCCGCGAGAGCCAGGGGUCCCCGGUGUCUCCUGUACCCCUCCCAGCGGACCUCCGCUCACCAGCACCCUCUCCCUCUCCCCUCAGCAUCAUCAGCUGGUUCGUCCGGUCCUUCAAGUACCUGUACGGCCUCCGCUUCGACGUGAAGGGUCGUCAGCGGCUGUGGGUGGACCGGCCCUGCGUCAUCGUGUCCAACCACCAGAGCAUUCUGGACAUGAUGGGCCUCAUGGAGAUCCUGCCCCCGCGCUGCGUGCAGAUCGCCAAGCGAGAGCUGCUGUUCACGGGCUUGGUGGGCUUGAUCAUGUACCUGGGGGGCGUCUUCUUCAUCAACCGGCAGCGCUCCAGCACCGCCAUGAGCGUGAUGGCCGACGUGGGCGAGCUCAUGACCCGCGAGAACCUCAAAGUGUGGAUUUACCAGGGCACGCGGAAGGACAACGGGGACCUGCUGCCCUUUAAGAAAGGCGCCUUCUACCUGGCGGUCCAGGCACAGGUGCCCAUCGUCCCCGUGGUGUACUCCAGCUUCUCCUCCUUCUACAACCCCAGGACGAAGCUCUUCACCUCAGGCACCAUCAAGGUGGAGGUCCUGGACGCCAUCCCCACCAGCGGCCUCACGGCGGAGGACAUCCCCGAGCUCAUGGACUCCUGCCACCGCGCCAUGCGCUCCGCCUUCCUGCGCCUGUCCAAGCCCCACCACAUCAUCAGCUGGUUCGUCCGGUCCUUCAAGUACCUGUACGGCCUCCGCUUCGACGUGAAGGGUCGUCAGCGGCUGUGGGUGGACCGGCCCUGCGUCAUCGUGUCCAACCACCAGAGGUCUGAACCCCCUCCUCCUCCCGGUGACCACGCGACAGGCCUCAUGGAGAUCCUGCCCCCGCGCUGCGUGCAGAUCGCCAAGCGGGAGCUGCUGUUCACGGGCUCGGUGGGCUUGAUCAUGUACCUGGGGGGCGUCUUCUUCAUCAACCGGCAGCGCUCCAGCACCGCCAUGAGCGUGAUGGCCGACGUGGGCGAGCUCAUGACCCGCGAGAACCUCAAAGUGUGGAUUUACCCCGAGGGCACGCGGAACGACAACGGGGACCUGCUGCCCUUUAAGAAAGGCGCCUUCUACCUGGCGGUCCAGGCACAGCCCCCCUUUCCUGCCAACCCCCCUCCCGCCGGCUAA